This is a messenger RNA of Cuscuta epithymum, 2024 nucleotides long. The record is from the annotation of a GenBank genome assembly. Lineage: Eukaryota; Viridiplantae; Streptophyta; Magnoliopsida; Solanales; Convolvulaceae.
GUACUGAUAUAAUUGGAUAAGAAUGAGAGCGAAUCUUCUAAUUUGGAUUUCCUGCUCACCCCCCCUUUCUCCCACUGUAUCUUAGCUAUGGAGAAGUCUGGGUAUGGUCGUGACGGAAUCUACCGAUCCCUCCGGCCGCCGCUGAGCUUCCCCAGGGACCCCAACCUGUCAAUGGUCUCUUUCAUGUUCCGGAACAUCUCUCAGUACCCUGACAAACCGGCCCUCCACGACGCCGAUUCCGGUCAGACGUUAACUUUCGAGCAGAUGAAAUCCGAGGUCUCCAAAGUUGCUCAUGGCAUGGCGCACCAACUGGGUAUCAGGAAAGACGACGUCGUCCUUAUCUUGUCCCCCAACUCUAUCCAGUUCCCUCUUUGCUUCUUCGGCAUCAUAGCAGCCGGCGCCGUUGCUUCGACGGUGAAUCCUGCGUAUACAGUUCCAGAGCUUUCCAAACAGAUCAAGGAUUGUAGCCCGAAGCUCAUCGUUACUGUACCCCAAUUGCUCGACAAAGUCAAAGGGUUCGAUUUGCCCGUUUUGCUUCUGGGUUUUGAAAACAGCAACCAUUCGGGGAUCAAUUCCUACCCGAGCCUUACAUUUUACACAGACCUGGUAAAAAAUGCAGGUUCAUUGGAUUUCGAUCGCGUUCCUAUAAAGCAUAGCGACACAGCUGCGCUGCUGUACUCUUCUGGGACGACGGGGAUCAGUAAAGGCGUUGUCCUUACGCAUAGGAACUUCAUUGCAUUGUCUCAGAUGAUAACGGCAGAUCAGGACGCGGCGGGAGAAAUGCACAAUGUGUUCUUGUGCGUAUUGCCUAUGUUUCAUGUGUUCGGGCUUGCGAUUAUCGUGUAUGCGCAGUUGGUGAGGGGGAAUGCUGUGGUUAUCAUGGAAAGAUUUGACCUGGAGAUGAUAUUGAGAAGUGUGGAGAAGUACAGAGUGACGAAUUUGUGGGUUGUGCCUCCCAUCAUACUGGCCUUUGCAAAGAGCAGUGCGGUAAGAAAGUAUACCUUGACAUCAUUGAAGCAGAUUGGGUCCGGGGCAGCACCCCUUGGGAAAGAUUUGAUGGAGGAAUGUUCCAAGAAUUUCCCCCAAGCUGCUUUAAUUCAGGGGUAUGGGAUGACAGAAUCUUGUGGAGUUAUCUCGUACGAGAAUUCAAGUAUUGGUAAAAGAAACUCAGGGUCAGCCGGAAUACUUUCUCCCGGAGUAGAAGCUGUAAUAGUUAAUGUUAGCAAUCACCAGCGUCUCCCUCCUGGUCAGUUGGGAGAAAUUUGGGCACGGGGUCCUAACAUGAUGAAAGGUUAUUACAAGAAUCCAGAGGCUACCAAGCUUACAAUAGAUAAACAGGGUUGGCUCCAUACAGGAGAUCUUGGAUACUUUGAUGAAGAAGGACAGCUAUAUGUUGUUGACCGUAUCAAGGAGCUCAUUAAGUAUAAAGGUUUUCAGGUCGCGCCUGCAGAGCUUGAAGGUUUGCUUGUUUCUCACCCCGAAAUCCUGGAUGCGGUCGUCGUCCCCUAUCCAGAUACUGAAGCUGGUGAAGUCCCAGGUGCAUUUGUUGUGCGUUCUCCGAGUAGCUCUCUGAGUGAAGAAGAUGUCAAAAAGUUUAUUGCAGAUCAGGUUGCACCAUUUAAGAGACUGGUCAAGGUAACAUUUAUAAAUAGUGUCCCAAAAUCUGCCUCUGGGAAAAUUCUCAGACGGGAACUGAUUGAAAAAGUUCGAGCGAAAUUAUGAUCUCACAGAAGUUGAUUGUUUCAUGGAAUAUGUAGCUGAAGGCGACUAUUAAGUGUCUGGCCCUAACUGAGCUUGGAACCUUGGACAACGGUCACAUACAUCCAGUAGUUGGCCUUUUACACGCUUAAAAAUAUACUAGUUUUUAUACUCGUAUGCUUGUUGCUCGAUUAGGUAAAUGCCCGAUAUUAUUAUGUAUAUAGAUUGUACUUGUAGGGCUAGUUAUGAAAUUCAAACUCCAUGCAGAAAGAACGAAAGUGAAAUAAAGUUUGAAGUGAGAAGAAAAAGUACAACCAUUUUUUACA